Alligator sinensis (Chinese alligator) is the source of this 10636-nucleotide messenger RNA. RefSeq names its product protein tyrosine phosphatase, receptor type U (gene PTPRU). The record is from RefSeq and is a predicted model, not a curated record. Gene Ontology annotation, biological process: protein dephosphorylation. Bases 998 to 5323 code for a protein of 1441 amino acids. Lineage: Eukaryota; Metazoa; Chordata; Crocodylia; Alligatoridae. The transcript has 33 exons. Gene Ontology annotation, molecular function: protein binding; protein tyrosine phosphatase activity. Gene Ontology annotation, cellular component: membrane.
CGGGGAGAUAUGGUCUCCCCAGCUGCUGCGACACAGCAUUGAGCAAGGGGCUAAGGAGGCGGAAUUCGGCUCCGAGCACUAAUCUGCUGAAUGACGCUGCAGGCUCGGUGUUUGUGUGAACUGGAUAUGAUGGUCUUUGCUUCAUGCCCUUGGCAGCUGCUGCCUCCCACCCCAGAGAUGGCUGCAUUUCAUUGAUGGAUGAGACUGACUCCGGUCUGUGUGGAUUCUGGCAAGCACUUGGAAAUCCUUCAGGAUGAAGGCUAGGCUAGAAAUACCAAGGAUUAUAAGCAUAGCUGACUGAAUAAUGAAAUCUGUCAUUUUACACACCAUUUAUUUACCCAGUGCAUGAAGAAAUCUACAAAUAACCGUACUGGGUGCAUAUUACUGAGACAUUUUUAGAGCUGGUGGAUAAAUUGAUGCCUUUGUUUCUGAUUAGUUUUGCAGGGUUUUGCAGACCAUCCUUUUGUCCAAACCGUGUAAGAGGGUUACUUGCUCGGCUCUAAUUGCUGUCACUCGUGGAGGAAGAACCUGGCAACGUUCCCCUCCCCGGCUUGUACCGCAUCUCUGCUCUUCGCUUGCUGUGGUGCUGAGCAGCCCCUUGGACAAAGCUUCCCCCUGAUCUUCUUCCAGCCUCAGGGGAAGAGUCCCUUCCCUUCCUAUUGGAAGUGACAAAGGCUGGGUUUGUCCUGUCAGUUCCUGGCGUGUGAACUGCUUCCCUUCCAGUGUCAAGAUUGUCCCCCUGAUUCAGUCAGAAAUUCAGGUUGACAGAAGUCCUCUGCAGACUGUUUCUGUGGUUUUUUUCCACCUAUGGGUGCCCAGCAUCUUUGACACGACUCUCCCCAGCCAGCGAGCAAGUGCCCCUCUGGUGCAAGGCUGUCAGAUCAGUUUCUCUUAAUCACCGGGAUAAUGUUCCUAGCCAGCAACUUCUGAGUGACCCCAGGCCGACAGCAAAGGGAGUGUGAGAGAGAGCAAAGGUUGAUUAUCCCUUCAAAACCCGAUGUUCAGUCCCGUUCUCGUGGAAGAGGGAGUUCAGCCGAGGAAAGGAACGGCGAGAAGAGCCCCAAUUACCGCUGGCUGCACCUUUGAGGAGGAUGGAGAUUUGAACCAGUGUGAGUACAGCCAAGGAGAGGAGGAUGACUUUGAGUGGGAGCUGAUCCGGAGCUAUAUCAUGCCUCAUCUGUCUUCUGAUCUUCCUCAUGGUUCCUACCUCGUGGUCAACUCCUCUCAGCAUGCCCCAGGGCAGAAAGCUCGCAUCCUCUUCCAGCCACUGAGCGAGAAUGAUACCCACUGCCUCCAGUUCAGCUACUUCAUGUACAGCCGGGAUGGCCACAGCCCGGGCUCCCUCAAUGUCUAUGUGAAAGUGAAUGGUGGCCCACUGGGCAGCAUGGUUUGGAAUGUGUCUGGCUCCCACGGGCGCCAGUGGCACCAGGCAGAGCUGGCUGUCAGUAUGUUUUGGCCCAAUGAAUACCAGGUCCAGUUUGAGGCGGUGAUCUCCAGCGAACGUAGAGGAUACCUUGGCUUGGAUGACAUUUUGGUCUUGAAUUAUCCCUGCUCCAAAGCGCCUCAUUUCUCCCGCUUGGGCGAUGUGGAGGUCAAUGCCGGGCAGAACGCUACCUUCCAGUGCGUGGCAGCUGGGAAGGCAUCGGAAGCCGAGAGGUUCCUCAUGCAGCAGAGGCAGAAUGGAGCAGUUGUCCCAGCUGCCUCGGUGAAGCACAUCAGCCAUAGGAGGUUCCUGGCUACCUUCCAGUUGGAUGAGGUCUCCAAGGCAGAGCAGGACCUCUACCGCUGCGUCACCCAAUCCGUCCGGGGCUCCGGUGUCUCCAACUUUGCAGAGCUGAUUGUGAAAGAGCCUCCGACGCCCAUUGCUCCCCCACAGCUGCUUCGAGCUGGCUCCACCUACCUGAUCAUCCAGCUCAACACCAACUCCAUCAUUGGCGAUGGCCCCAUCGUGCGCAAGGAGAUUGAGUACCGCAUGACGUCAGGGCCCUGGUCAGAGGUCCACGCCGUCAACAUGCAGACCUACAAGCUGUGGCACCUGGAUCCCGACACGGAGUAUGAGAUCAGUGUGCUGCUCACUCGCCCAGGCGAGGGAGGGACUGGCAAGCCGGGGCCGCCCCUCAUAAGCAGGACCAAAUGCGCAGAGCCCAUGCGGGCACCCAAAGGGCUCGCCUUCUCAGAGAUCCAAUCCAGGCAGCUGACGCUGCAGUGGGAGCCACUGGGCUACAACCUGACCCGCUGCCACACCUAUACAGUCUCGCUGUGCUACCGCUACUUUGUGGGCAGCAGCCACAACCAGACCUUCCGGGAAUGCAUGAAGAUGGAGCACAGUGUCAACCACUACACCGUUAAGAACCUGCUGCCUUACAAGAACAUUCAUGUGAAGCUCAUCCUGUCCAACCCUGAGGGACGCAAGGAAGGGAAGGAGGUGAUAUUCCAGACAGAUGAGGAUGUCCCCGGAGGCAUUGCUUCAGAGUCGCUCACAUUCACUCCUUUGGAGGACAUGAUCUUUCUGAAAUGGGAAGAGCCAGUGGAGCCUAACGGUCUCAUCACCCAGUAUGAGAUCAGCUACCAGAGCAUCGAGUCUUCAGACCCUGCGGUCAAUGUGCCCGGCCCGCGGCGCACUGUCUCCAAGCUCCGCAAUGAGACGUACCAUGUCUUCUCCAACCUGCACCCAGGCACCACCUACUUGUUCUCUGUUCGGGCACGCACUGGAAAGGGCUUUGGCCAGACAGCACUGACUGAGAUCACCACCAAUAUCUCAGCUCCCACCUUCGACUAUGGGGACAUGCCAUCACCUCUGAGCGAGUCAGAGAGCACCAUCACCGUGCUGCUGAGACCCGCACAGGGCAGAGGGGCCCCCAUCAGCACGUACCAGGUUGUUGUGGAGGAAGACAGGCCCAAGAAGAUCAAGAGGGAGUUGAGUGGGCAGGAGUGCUUCCCGAUCCCACUGACGUAUGACGAUGCCAUGUCCCGGGGCUCUGUGCAUUACUUUGGGGCUGAGCUGCCUCCCAGCAGCCUCACCGAAGCCAAACCUUUCACUGUUGGGGACAACCAGACAUACAGUGGAUACUGGAAUCCACCGCUGGAGCCCAAGAAGGCUUAUCUUAUCUACUUCCAGGCCAUGAGUAACCUGAAAGGGGAAACCAGGCUGAACUGUGUUCGGAUUGCGCGCAAAGCUGCCUGCAAAGAGAGCAAACGUCCCCUGGAGGUGUCCCAGCACUCGGAGGAGAUGGGCCUGAUCCUGGGCAUCUGUGCUGGAGGGCUGGUUGUCUUAAUUAUUCUCCUUGGCGCUAUCAUUGUCGUCAUUCGGAAAGGAAAACCUGUCAACAUGACCAAGGCUACCAUUAACUAUCGCCAUGAGAAGACCCACAUGAUGAGCGCUAUUGACCGGAGCUUCACGGACCAGAGCACCCUGCAGGAGGAUGAGCGGCUGGGCCUGUCCUUCAUGGAUACCCACAACUACAGUAACAGAGGUGACCAGCGCAGCACUGUGGUCAACGAGUCCAGCAGCUUGCUGGGAGGUUCUCCCCGUCGCCAGUGUGGGCGCAAGGGAUCCCCGUAUCACACCGGGCAGCUCCACCCUGCUGUCCGAGUAGCUGAUCUCCUUCAGCACAUCAACCAGAUGAAGACUGCUGAGGGCUAUGGCUUCAAGCAGGAGUAUGAGAGUUUUUUUGAAGGCUGGGAUGCUUCAAAGAAGAAAGACAAAACCAAAGGAAGACAAGAUCACAUGCCAACCUAUGACCGACAUCGAGUCAAACUCCACCCGCUGCUUGGGGACCCCAAUUCGGAUUAUAUUAACGCUAACUACAUUGAUAUUCGGAUAAACCGAGAAGGUUACCACAGAUCCAACCACUUCAUAGCCACUCAAGGUCCCAAGCAGGAAAUGGUAUAUGAUUUCUGGCGCAUGGUGUGGCAGGAGCAUUGUUCCAGUAUAGUGAUGAUAACCAAGCUGGUGGAGGUGGGAAGGGUGAAGUGUUCCAAGUACUGGCCAGAUGACUCGGAGAUGUACGGAGACAUCAAAAUCACCUUGGUGAAGUCAGAGACGCUGGCAGAAUAUUCUGUACGGACAUUCACCCUGGAAAGGAGGGGUUAUUCAGCAAGGCAUGAGGUGAAGCAGUUCCACUUCACUUCGUGGCCAGAACAUGGGGUGCCUUACCACGCCACAGGGCUGUUGGCCUUCAUCCGAAGAGUGAAGGCUUCCACGCCUCCGGAUGCAGGGCCAAUCGUCAUCCACUGCAGUGCUGGUACUGGGAGGACUGGUUGUUACAUUGUCCUGGAUGUGAUGCUGGACAUGGCUGAGUGCGAGGGAGUCGUGGACAUUUACAACUGCGUGAAGACACUGUGCUCACGGAGAAUCAACAUGAUACAGACUGAAGAGCAAUAUGUCUUCAUCCAUGAUGCCAUCUUGGAAGCCUGUCUGUGUGGGGAGACCAGCAUCCUGGUCAGCGAAUUCAAGCCAACAUACAAGGAGAUGGUCAGGAUAGAACCACAGAGCAACUCCUCGCAGCUGCGGGAGGAGUUCCAGACCCUGAACUCAGUCACACCCCACCUGGAUGUGGAGGAGUGCAGCAUCGCCCUCCUGCCACGCAACCGGGAGAAGAACCGCAGCAUGGAUGUCCUGCCUCCGGACCGAUGCCUUCCCUUCCUCAUCUCUGUGGACGGGGACAGUAACAACUACAUCAACGCGGCCUUAACUGAUAGUUACACCAAAAGCGCUGCCUUCAUUGUCACCCUGCACCCACUGCAGAACACCGUGACAGACUUCUGGAGGCUGGUGUAUGACUACGGCUGCACCUCCAUCAUCAUGCUUAACCAGUUGAACCAGUCCAACUCUGCCUGGCCUUGUUUACAGUACUGGCCUGAGCCAGGACUCCAGCAGUACGGGCCUAUGGAAGUAGAAUAUGUUUCCGGAUCGGCUGAUGAGGACCUUGUUUCUCGCCUCUUCCGAGUCCAGAAUAUCACACGGUUACAGGAAGGACACCUGAUGGUCCGGCAUUUCCAGUACCUGAGGUGGUCAGCAUACAGAGACACGCCAGACUCCAAGAAGUCUUUCCUGCACCUACUGGCCCAAGUGGAGAAGUGGCAGAAGGAAAGCGGUGAUGGGAGGACGAUCGUGCACUGCUUGAAUGGGGGUGGUCGGAGCGGCACUUUCUGUGCCUCUACCAUGAUCCUGGAGAUGAUCAAGUGUCACAACAUGGUAGACGUUUUCUAUGCUGCAAAGACCCUCCGCAACUACAAGCCAAAUAUGGUAGAGACAUUGGAACAGUAUCAUUUCUGCUAUGACAUGGCACUGGAAUAUCUGGAGUCCCUGGAGACCAGAUAGCACCUUACCCGGAGAUCGAAGGCUGGAGCAGAGGUGACACAGACUGGUUGCCAGAAUUACAGAACUCAUUCUGUUACCUCAUUGAUGCCUCCGUGACACCUUGAAACACAAAUGCGUGGACCUUGGUAAGCAAGUGAGAUUCACCUGUGACCACCCGUGGUCAUGUCUGGACACAUCCAAAGCAUGAAAUGGACCUGAGCUGAAGAAGUGACAAAGAGGAGGAGAGAAAGAUGAAAUCAAGCUUGUUUGUAAGCAACGGCCAUGAAGGAGAUGGACUUUGUGGGGGUUUUAACUGUAUUUUAAGUCUAAGCAGCUUUUCAGAGGAGCCCAGAAGGAUCUGGGCAGGUUUUGCCCUGUGUGGAGACAAGUGUCUUGCUGGAGUAAACACACUAAAGGGAGUUGUAUAAUUUUCAGCCUAUUUUAUUCAUGAGUUUGAUGUUUGCUAAUCAAUGGCAGCUCUCAGAUAGGGGUGGAAGGGUCUCAUCUUUGAUGUGUACAAGCUCCAAUCCUUGCCAACAUCCAGCCCUUUGGAAGAUGAGGAAACGAGGAAGCCAGGUUGCAUUAAAUGUCAGAGAGGUACACAAGCUGUUCCUGGCUGUGCAUCCUUGCAAUCUAAGGUGUCCCGCCAGUAUUUUCAAAGGUGACUUCAUGAUUGUGAGUGCCUUAAGGCAGUUUUCCUUUUUUUCAGGUGUGCUUAAGAUUAAAUAUCUUAAUAUCUUAAAAUCACCUGGUUUUCUGAAGGGGGUUCUCAGUGUUUUUUGACUGUUGGGCUUGUUUGCCGUAUCUCGAGGCACAUGCCCAAGAAGAGCAACCCUCUGAAUCACCUAAUUACAUUUGAAGAUCUUGUCCUUUGCUUACCCAGCUUCAAGGCCUCCUACAAAAAUACUCACUUGGCUAAUGGUGGCUGCUUCACUGAGUGUACACCAUCAGGUGGCCAAGCAGAAAGACUUGAUUCAUCAUGAAAAGAUACUGCAGGCAGAUGAGAGUGAACAAAAUGUAGUCAGUCACAGCUGGAAUGGAUGCCUUCAGAAAUAACUACAAAAUAUUGCGGAGUGAAGGCCCAAAUGCAGCUUUCAGUGAAAGUCCAGAGUAAGCCCACUGAAACCUAUCAGACAGAUCAGACCUUCAGUUACAAUAGGGCAAUUUCUUUGAAAUCACCAGGAUAAAAUCUGUUCUCAGUGAUGCCAUUGCAAAUCCGGAGGAAUUUCCUGAUGCUGCAAGCCAGUACACUGAUGUGAAGCUAGAUUUCUUUAGGUGAAAUCCCUGACAAGUUUUUAGUCAUCGAGGUGGAUUUCACCGCUCUGAAAUGAGGACUAGGACCUACUCAAAAAUGUAAGAACACCUUUUGGGGUCCAAGUCUCAGAGCAGCAACGGAGGCAGGGGUACUUGGAAGAGUGGCUGACACACAGGUUGUCAGUGCCGUUGUCUCAGGUGGUGGUUGUGACCUGCACCGAGCUGGAAGUGGAGAGAAGAGAUGAGCUGUGGAAGCUGAGUGACAAGAAGUCUCAGCCAUGUCAGAACACUGCAUCUUCUUGACUUCCUGCCAGGGCUUGUGAUGGGUGAGUCCAGACUAAUGGGGAUGUGGCCAGCGUUUUAGAGCGUCCAAGGGCUUGUUGGGUUGAUGCCACCUAUUGACCAGGAGGCAGAGGUCACACAUCUUCAUCACGACAAGUUCCUUCCCCCAGGAAAAAGCCCAACUAUAAUCUUAAUUCUUGACAUAACUUGCAGAAGAGUUUCUCCACUGUCACUCUACCAUGACUUUUAGCUGUGGACCCAGAAUCCCUUGUGUUUCACUGUUACCCUUGGCAAGUAUUAAAUUAGGAUCUGGUUGCAUAUGCCUGACAGCCAGUUUGAUUUGGACUUAGAACAGAGUUAGCUGGAGCCCAGUAGUUUAUCUGUAGCUUGUUUUUAAUGUUUAUGGACGAGCCAGUCAAAAGGUGAUUUGCCAUCCCAUAUGGUGAGCCCAUUUUCUCUGAUGAUGAGCACAGAUGGUCCUAUGCUCCACCACAUAUCUGAGUUCCUGCUCAGCACCACAAAUGGCUAUAAGAGGCAGCGGCCAAAGUGACAGAAGCCUGGUAUCUGACACCAUAAACUCAGAGAGCUAGGGGGCUGCUCCCCUCUGUCUCGAGGACCAGGCUAUGCCCUAGCAGUAAUUGUGUCUCGGCAGGAAGAGAUCAGAGGCAAGAUCCUCCUCUUUGCCUUCUGGUGUUGUGCACAGCCAUUUCCUCAUGAUGGCUCUAUUCAUUAUCUGUGGCCAGACUGCUCUUUUCCUACAGCCCCAUGUGGUAGCUCUUUCACCAAGUCAGGCACAUUUAUUCCUUUGCAUCUUUUCUCACUUAACCCAUCCAGUUCAGCCAAUGAAUCAUUCACGCUUGUCUUUGCACACCUUCCUCUGUGUCAAUGUCUUGUCAGUAGUGACAAGCUCCGAGCCCAUGGCAAUAAGUUCAGUUUUCCAGAGCUUCAGCGCAUAAGUCCUAGGUGAAAUAGUAGUGCCUUUUGACUGCUUCCAGGAUGCAUGCAAAAUUCAGCAGUUAAAUGGAGAAGCUCCUAAGUGCAAGCGCUUGGCCUUCCAUACACCAAGUUGUUGUCUCUCAUACCAAAGCCACCCCCAGGCUGGCUGCUGGCUCUCUGUAAGCUGUGUUUGUUCCCUUUCUUUUCCACUAUGGGGCCACAAUAUGCAUCACACAUCCAAGAAACAAGAGUGCUCUCAGCACAUUUACUAAAGGGAAGUUCAUCUCCUGUGUGCAACAAGGCAGGAGUAUGGGGCCAAGUCCAAGGAGAGGAUGAUAGGGCUUUAUGCUCAGCCUCCUUCUCCGCUGGGUCCUCUCAAAGUGCCUGCACUCCACAAGGUGUAGAUAGAGCUGGUUGGGAAAUUAUAUUUUUGAGGGAAAAGAUGCUCCUUUGAGGCUUUUCUACAAGCCAUUUAAGGGUGGGUGCUGCACAGGAGAUAUCUCCUGGGUAUCUGCAUGGAGGGUGCAGAUACCCAGGAAGGAAGAGGAGAUACUUAGGUGACCACAGGAAGUUCAAACUGAAUAGCAGGGCAUUUUCCAACCCUGAGGCCCAUUAGGAUGUGAGCAGUGUCUCAUGGGGAGGUUCUGUAAAUGCUAUCUCAUUGCCCUGCAGAAUCUACUAGGCCUAAUAAAUUGCUUAUGAAAUCAAAGAAGUGAUAUCCAGGAUGAACUUAGCCCUCUGUUUGGAGCAACCUUAAAUCAAUCUCCAUUGGGUGGACCUAAGUGACACAAGAAGUCUUUUCUAUUGCUGUCACUGAUUAUUCUUGACGUGUUCCAUCCAUCUUUGUAUUAAACAUGUUUGAUACGUAUCUGGGUGCAUGUUCCACUCUCUCUGUCUGAACACCUGCUUUUUUCAAUACUAACUUUGGUAUCAGUUCCUAGUAUAAGCAGUGAUUUGAACAUCAACAAGUGUCUCUGCUCCUGGCAUCACCAUCUUUGUGUUUGAAUCCCAAUGACAACGUGUUCAAUCAAGUCAGCUCCUCCUUGAGGAAUCCUGCUAAGGUCUCUGGGCAGAUUGUGCUAUGUUAAGGUCCAUGGUCCAGAUCCAGUUCUCAGUGCCAGUAGUGAUGAAUUUGGAGUAACAAUUGAGUCAUUGGACUUAGUAUUGGGUUUCAUAAUGGGUUAAUUGAGAGCAGAAUCUGUUCCUGUGCCCUGGGUGAAGAAGCCCAAAAGCAAUGCAGAAACUUCAUGAGUGGCAUUUUUUGCUAUUGAUUGACUUUGAUGGGGCCAGGAUUCCUCUACAAACGCCUGGCUUUUCCAACUUCUUUGUGAAUAUUUCACACGAGCCUAAUGAUAAUGUACACCAAGGGCUAUAAAAUCAUCCCCUUCUGCUUCUCUUCCUGCCCUGUUACCACAAUUAAAACUCUCUUGUCUAGUGACUGAAUAGUCUUUUUAUCCCUACCAGAGUGUGGAAGAGUGUACAAUGAAUCCUUCCGGUUUAGGGUAACACGUGUGCCUAUAUUAGAAGGUGGUCUUUAAAUAAAAGUGUCUUUUUCCUGAUUUCUUUUCAAUCAAAAGGCAUAUUAAUGUCCCUUCUUUGUGCAGCCCCUUGAAAGGUAUGCUGUGGAAGAGGAGGGCUCAUAUGCGCUGGAGUGCUAUUAAAGUGGUUCUUUUUAAAGGCCAAAGUUAAGAGAAAUAGUACAAUAUGUGAUGGGCACUAUGUCAGUCACAGGACCGGUGGGGUGCUUGUUUGUAGAGAAUAGAGAUGGCAAUUACCUCCACAAGUGUAGGCAGAGGAUCUCUUAAGGGUAACAAGGAAUUGGGGUUGAAACUGUAGGAUGUUGAGUAUGGAAAAGAAGAAGGAACUACCCAAACUUUUAUGAACUUAAACACCACAUUUGACCUGUCAGAACCAGGAAACCUUUUUUAAUUUUAUUUUUUUAAAUUUGAACUGCCUUGCUUCUUCCCAGUGCUUCCAUUUGGUACAUCCAUCUUGGUUUGUUUGUGCAACAGUGCCAGUCAAUUUAUUCUGACCAAAGGGAGGAAGAAAAAUCUGCAGAAGGGUUUUCCACUGUCUCUUUCUGAUGCUCAUAGGUGAAGUGGGACCAGAAAGGCAUGCAAAAAAAUAAAAUCGAAACCCAUUCAGUCCUGUGGAGAAAAUAGAAGCUGGAUGAUUUGUAUAUACGUUUUAAAAGCAAGAUUUUUGAUAUCCCCUUGCUGGACGUCUCUAAAUUUUCAGUGCAUCUCUCGAGAAGGGCAAGCUUUAAAAUCAAAGUGCUAUAACAACCAACCAAUUUUCUGCUCCUAUUGAGAUGUUAGCACAACACAAGGCAAGGACAUUCUGUACAUAUAAAUAUAUAUAUAGAAAUAUAUAUAUAUAUAUAUAUAAAUAAAUAUAAAUACUGUUCUUAAUAUGGAUAAUGUUUAUUGGUAUUACAAAUGGAGUGGUGCUUUUUUUCUUUUUAAUAAAAAUAAAAACCAAUGGAAUAAAAAAAAUAAAACUGACAACAAAAUACCAAAAUUGAAAUAGUUUUUGUCUAGUGCAAACUCAGAAGAAGUGAUGCCAAAGGCCACAAUCAGAACAGUGGCGAAUGCAAAAGCAAUGGAUGCUGGUUGACGUGUUUGAUCCUGAUAGACAGUGGGAUGGUCACAGGCCUUGCUUCCCACAGAAGGUGGGAAAGAAAGCCUCGUGUUGGUUUGUCAGAGGCCUAAGUGGCGGGAGGUGGAACAAGGGUUGCACAAAGAAAGGCAUUUCUGCUGUGGACUGUCCCACACACACCCAGCUGUUGUUAACUUUCUGUUUUUUCUUUUGCUUUCUUUUCUUUUCAGAAAACCAAAUGCAUAAAUAAACGUUCCAAAUUUG